UACGUCUGGCCAGCUCGAAGUGCCACGACUUCACAGCAGACCACGGAUUCUCCAGCGGAGUGAGGGGGAGGGAGACCAGUGGAAAAAAGAGGCAACUUUAGCUGAAUAGCUGGACAGAAUAGGUGUAGCUUUGUGCAGAAGUCACUUCAUCCGCCGCGCGAAGCUUUACACUAGCCCUCUCUUCAUUCCCUGUGCGGCAAACAGACGCAGCUACAUCACCGGCGAGGAUAACUAGAAAACUUGUACAAUGGAUAUCUAUGACCCCCAGACCCUUGGUAUAAUGGUAUUUGGUGGAUUCAUGGUAAUCUCGGCUGUCGGGAUUGCUCUUGUCUCCUCCUUCUCCAUGAAAGAGACCUCUUAUGAGGAGGCCCUGGCAAAGCAACGGAGAGAGUUAGGUAAGAUACAAUCUGGCCGCAAUGACAAAAAGAAGAAGGACAAAAUAUCUGAGAAGAAAAGCCGUGGAAAGAAGAAAGAUGACAAACCCAAUGGAAAAAUCCCAGAGCAGGAAAAAACUGAAGAGGCCUCUGACACUGAUGCGGUCAUUGAACCUGUCUCUGCCCCAGUUGUUGCUGCUGCCCCUGCCCCUGCUCCUGCCCCUACCCCUGCCCCUGCUGUUGAGGUCAAGCCAGUUGCAGCCCUUCAGCCAGCAGAUAACCAGGACAAGAUUGCUGCCAAACCAAGCCCCGCUGCUGAGCCCUCACCUGCACCGUCCCCAAAAGAUAAAAAGAAGAAAAAAGUGGCAAAGGUUGAACCAGGUUCAUCCCAGCCAGCUGUAAUUAUGUCUGCCCCAGCAUUAGUUAAGUCCUCUGCUGUCUCUUCAUCAACCCAAGCCCCCGUUUCUGUCCCAGCAAAAGGAAAUGCCCCAGCCAAAGCUGUUCCUGCAUCAUCUAAGUCUGCUCCAACGGUUAAAUCAGCCCCUGCACCCGUAAAGGCUGCAGCAGCCCCAACUAAAUCUGCUCCUCCAGCUAAAUCUACCCCUGCUGCUCCUGCAUCAACCAAAUCUGCUGCUGCUCCUGCAUCAUCCAAGUCUGCUGCUGCUCCUGCAUCAACCAAAUCUGCUGCUGCUCCUGCAUCAACCAAAUCUGCCGCUGCUGCUCCUGCAUCAACCAAAUCUGCCGCUGCUGCUCCUGCAUCAACCAAAUCUGCCGCUGCUGCUCCUCCCGCAUCAGCCAAAUCUGCCGCUGCUGCUCCUCCCGCAUCAGCCAAGCAAGCCUCUGCCGCAGCCAAAUCUGCCCCUACAUCAGCAAAGGCUGUAACAGCCCCAGCCAAGUCCUCAUCGGCUCCAUGCAAGACAGUUCUGGAGACUGUCACCAAAGAUGUCCCGGUGAUGGCAGUGCCUCCAGUGGGGUCCCAGAAAGCCCCUGUUGUUACUGCAAAAGCUCAGGAACCCAAGAAGAAGUCCUCUAAGAAGAAGAGUGAGCCUGUGACAGCAGUGGAUUCGGCUGACCCUCCACUGUACCUGCCCUACAAGGCCCUGGUUUCCACUAUCAGUAGCAUGGUGUUCAGUGAGCGGGAGGCGCAUCGGCUCAUCGAGAUCCUGUCUGAGAAAGCUGGCAUCGUUCAGGACACCUGGCACACGGCCACUCAGAAAGGAGACCCAGUUGCAGUCCUGAAAAAACAGCUGGAGGAGAGGGAGAAGCAACUGGCAGCGGAACAAGAGGACGCUUCAGCAGCAAAGAACCGCCUGAGAGAACUCACCAAGGACCUGUCUGCUGAAAAGUCCAAGGUGACCAGUGUCGAGACCAGGCUGAGUUCCCAGCUGAGUAAGAGGGAGCAGGAGAUGAUAGCACUUAAAGCUCGCAUGCAAGCCAGUUAUCAGGACCAUGUUGGCCAGACACAGAGGCUCAAUGCAAAGGUCCUUAGUCUGCAGGACCAGUUGGAAAAAGGCCCAAAUGCCCAGCUUGUCCGACUACAGCAGGAGAACUCCAUUCUCCGCGAUGCCCUCAACCAAGCCACUAGUCAGGCUGAGAGCAAACAAAAUGCAGAUUUGGCCAAGCUGCGUCAGGAAUGUGCAAAGUUAACUAAGGAAGUUGAAGAGAAGACAGAAAGUCUGCUCGCUGCUGAGCACAUCAGGAAAGGACUGGAGACCAAGGUCUUCACAGCCGAGAAGCAACUGUCCCUGCUGCAGGCCAGCCACGCAGAGAGUGAGCAGGCGUCACAGAGGAGGUUGGAGGAGGUGAGCGAAGAGCUGAGAACAACACAAAGUAGAAAUAGCAGCCUGCAGGUCACCUUGGACAAGGCCCACCAGGACAGCAGCACACUUUCAGAAAUUCAAGUGCGUGCUGAGAAUUUGGAGGCUGACAUCAAGGAGCGUUCUGCUCAGGUAGAUGCCCUCACUGCCCAGGUGGAGGAAGCAAAGGCAGAGAAAGGCCAGCUUAUACAGCAGUUAGCCUCCAUCACCUCACUUUUGGAGGCCAGUCAAAACAAAUCCCUAGAGGAGGCCAAUCAGGUAAAUCCUGCAGAACUGGAACAGCUAAAGCUCAGCCUUCAGGAGAGAGAGAGCCAGCUGAGCACACUUCACGAGGAACUGAAGCAACUGCAGAUAAAACAGGAAGCUGCCGAGAACACUAUAGCUGAACUGGAGCAAAGAAACAAGAGUGAGGAUGCCAGUCUUAUCACAUCACUUCAAGAGGAACUUACCAACCUCAAAGAAGAGAUGGUACAAUUAAAGAACACCCGGCAGUCGGAUGACUCUGCAGAACUCGCUCGGCUACAGAACAGUCUGACAGAGAAGGAUGUCCUUGUCUCAUCACUUCAAGAGCAGCUGAGCGAGAACACUACAGCACAGCUGACAGCUUUUCAAACUGAAACCAAAGAAAGUCUCCGGACACUCUUUCCACAGAUACCCUUAGAGACAGAGCUGUCCAACUGGUUACAAGUAUUUACACAAAAAGCCCAGGAGGCUCUCACCGUGCAAAGCCAGGAGUCUCAGUCCAGCCCAGCUUUGCCUGAAUUGCUUGAGAAGCUGAAGGAGGCUGAAGCGAGUUAUGGGUCCCUGCAGGCUGAGUGUGAACAGUAUCGGACAGUCCUGGCUGAGACGGAAGGAAUGCUGAAAGAUCUGCAGAAGAGUGUGGAAGAGGAAGAGCUGGUAUGGAAGUCCAAGAUGGCUACCUCAGAGGAACAGCUGAGUGUGGCUUUGGAGAAAAUAAGCAAGCUGGAGGCAGAAAACCAAAGUGUAGAAAAGUUGAAGGAGCAGAUGAUGCUUCUGGAAGCUCAGCUGGAGAAGCAGGUGGAAAGCUAUGGAACAUUAGAGGAGAUAAAUCAGCUUCAGCUGCGGCUGUCAGAGUGUCAGAGCCAGUUGGAUUUGGCCCAGAAGGAAUCCCAGGCACAGCAGGAGGAGCUUGCACAGGUCAGAGAGCAACUGGGCAAGAUCACGAUGUUGGCUCAGCACGAACAGAAUGGCCCAACUGAGGCUCAACCCAGUCAGGUCCUUGGUGAGUUGACUCAGACAACUGAGAAGCUGCACGGGGAGACGGCACAGAGACAGCAGCUGUCGGAGGAGUUGGAGCAGGCCCAGAAAACUAUCACAGAGUUUCAGGCUCAGCUGGAUCUUUUGAGAGUUUCGGCUGAGUCACCACAAACUGACACGGAAGACAUUGCUCAGCUCAAGGAGCGCCUGGAGAAGGAGAAGAAGCUGUCCAAAGACUUGGGCCAAGCAGCCACUAAGCUCCAGCAGCUUCUCAAAGCCACACAGGAGCAGCUGACCAAAGAGAGGGAGUCUGUGAGAACACUACAGGAGCACCUGGAAGGCAAGGAAGAUUAUGUAGAGCUGAAGGAAGGAACGUCUGUCUGACAGAAGUUUAUCGCGGACACGACACAAAUACGCCAAAUAUGCCUUAUACUUAACAUAGUUAUGCAUUCCAAAGCAAUUUCUUUCUUUUACUGUAGCCGAUUGCAUUUGUUGCAACUGUAGGUAUAAUGUUUGAUAAUAUGAGCAUUUCAAUUGUAAGACUGUAGAAGGGAAUCGCGCUGCAGUCUUUACUGAAACACAUUCCACCAACAAUUCUGGCUAUGUCAGAAGUUAUUUAUCCCCCUGCCUUAUAUUCCAAACAUUUCCCCAUAGUUCAGUGUUAAAAGGGAAACCGAUUGUGCGUCAAACGUGCAUCAACCUGUGCAAUUACUUUGUAUGUCUUUUCUAUGUGGUUGAGUGAUGGGAACAUUUUUUUUAAUGGUUUAACGACGCAGUACCAUCAGGGCCUGCUCUCCUCUGUAGCUGGUUUGCUAAUAUCACAUUGAAUUUGAAUUGGUGUGAAUGAUAAUAAACUACAGUGUCACGCUGUCA
This is a messenger RNA of Solea solea (common sole), 4282 nucleotides long. It is a transcript of the gene rrbp1a, whose product is annotated as ribosome binding protein 1a. Gene Ontology annotation, cellular component: endoplasmic reticulum membrane. The transcript has 27 exons. Lineage: Eukaryota; Metazoa; Chordata; Actinopteri; Pleuronectiformes; Soleidae. The coding region runs from base 248 to 3793 and encodes 1181 amino acids. The record is from RefSeq and is a predicted model, not a curated record. Gene Ontology annotation, biological process: protein transport.